UAGGGGUUAGGUAAUAGAUGGAGAAUUAAGCUCUGUUAACACUCUCCCCCUCCUCCCAGGUUAGUUUGUCCUGCACUUUAGUUCUGCUUUAUCUGCAGCCGUUAACUGAGUUUCCUCGUUGCUGUGACGUGGGUUUCAGCGAGAUGCCCUGCCGCCGAGGCAGCCCGGAAACGUGCGUGCCCACGCUGCAGUGAGUCAGACGCAUCUGAUGCGCCGCAUCCUCGGUGCCUGGCCAGUCUGCAUCGCUCCCGGCAGUGCUGCCCGCCUUGCUGCGCUGCGGCUGGGCCCCGAGCUCGGGUGGGAGCUGGGGGGGGGGGGGGGGGAGACCCCCUUCUCCAGGUGUUGUGAACAUACGGCUGUUUGCGUGAAGAUCACCCUCGUUCCUCCUAGACCUGUGCCCGUCGAACUGCAUAAAGCGUUCGGAAGUCACCCUUCCCAGCGCAAAUCCUGCCUGGUGCUCCGUGCACUUAGUAUUGUAAGGAUACUAAGCCUCAAGCCAAGCCUGCCUCUGCUGCAAGCAGGUCUCAGCACAACCCUCCUUCCUGCUGUCUUCUAAAGCGUCUUUCCAUUUGCUGGUGGUGGGUCAGAACAGCUUCCCCAUGAAAUCUGGAGAGAAUAGGGUUUCAGAACAAAACAAAACAACAGUUUUAUGGGCUGAGAUAUGUCCAAGGCCCCUUGGGGCAUUCACAUCAGGAACAGGUCCCCCGGCACGAUCUCUGAGAAGACCCCAAGUCCCAAACCCCGCAGCAGGGUGGCUGGUGGGACCACGCGGGUGGCAGCCCAAAGAGCUCCGCAGGAGCUUGCUGAGGGCUUUUUCGGGGUGCUGGCGGGAGCAGGGAGCCCCAGCGCUGUCGCGGAGGGACAUUCGUAACCGCAAGCGGACGUGGGAGCCCCGGCGUCUCGCGAGAGCUCGCUGCUGCGCGCAGGGCACAGGGGUUUGUCUGAACUGCACGAAGUCGCGCUGAAACGCCUGCCGUUUCCUUUCCCUUUGAAGGGAACGCGCUGCGUGACAUCCUGUUCACACGGGCAGCUGGCGGCGGGUGGGCAGGGGCUGUCUUACACAAGCUGCUGUGGGGUUUCGUAAAAGUGCAGUUGAAAAAAGGGAUCAAAAUGCAUGAAACACUGGAGUUCCUCCUUCUCUCUGCAGCUUAUUAAUAAAAGGGAAAAUGACGCUAAAUUCUAGAGCUCUUAACAGCACCCUUCACUGGGGGUAGGAGGAAAAUGGGGGUAAUUCAAGGAGUUUGGGCGCAAAGCAGGGUUUUGUACAGGUUACUGUAGUUCAGGCUCGGGUCCUGAGGCUGAGCGUGAUCGGCUGCUCCGUUGCGAUAGCUCCACUUUCCGCGCUGCCUCGUGCCGUCACGUUUCCAGGGCUUUUGGCAGCGGAAUAUGUGAGACGGGGGAUGUCUGAGCUGGCGCGUCCUGGGGCUUUCUUUUUUUUGACCUGGAUGAGGAAUAGCAGCGUCCUGAACUCAAGGAGACCAGUAUUUGCCUGCAAUUAGACAGCCCCUGAUGGGUUCAGCCUAGGUUGGGCUGGGAUCGGGUGGUCGGAGCAGGUGCCUCCCCUCCUUGCCCUGGUGGCAUGUCCUGAACUGAUGCUACUGCCCUGCUGGCCUAAAAAACCCUUUGCAGGCGGCUUGCUGCGUCCCUGGCAUGUGCCACCAAAGCGCAUGACGGCGGGCAGCAGAUCCGAGCAGGAACCCUUCGCCGUGUCCUCCUUCAGCACAUCGAGCGCACCAGCUCGCUGCUCCUGCUUUCUGUCCGGGACCACUUCCCCCUCCGCAGACCCCCAGCUCUCCAGCACGGGCUCUUCGGGCAGGGAUUUGGGGGGCAGGCAGGGGCUGACGUGCCCCCGUCAGCCCUGUGGCAUGCGUUCCCACGUCUCGCCGCAGUGCUCACUGUUAUUUGCUCUAUCCGUGUAUUUGCUAGCACAGGAAUCCUUCCUUCCCUUCAUUCCUGCAUCCCGCAAGCUGCACCUCCAUGCGAUUGCAUCGCUGAGAGGCGAUUUGCUUUGCAUAUGUGCAGCUACCUCCCUCUUAGGAAGACAGCAUGCAACGGCAUCGUGGAACAGGAGGCAUCGAAAUCCUACGUGGCUGCAAACAUUGCUUGCUGCCAUCCACCCGAAGGCUCCCCCGCGCAGGGACGUUUGCUGUGCACUGCUUUGCACUUAGUGCAGUCAUCGGCAUAGAGCAACGGAGGUUCAAAAAACCUCAAAUCAGCUUUGGGGACAAUUCGGCAGUUGUAAUAAGCAAGCGCAAGCGGACACCCAAGUCGUCCCAGGCCGUGCCCGCACAGCCGCCCCGGCCGGGAGCUCCCCACGUGCAGCACCCCGUCCUCAAGGCGCUGAGCCCCGACGAGCGCAGCGGCUCUGCGGCGCAGCAAAGCAGUUCCCGAAAGCCUGGGCUGGGCUGCACCCUCCGGCCAUGAGGCAGUCGCGGCUGCAGCACGCCGGCGGCGCAGAAGAGGCCAGCCACUUCCUCAAGCGCGGAGAGAUGCACGCGAAAACGCAGCGCGGCUGCCCUGCUGGCUACCGGCGCGUUGCCGCGGCGGCUGGGCACGGACUGCUGCUGCCUCGGCGCCUCUGACUUGGCGUGACUGAGGUGGUAUCAGAGGGGAGCGAAAAAAAAAGGGCAAAAAAUCUCAUACGUUGCAUCUGGGAAGCGAAAGGGAGAGCACUGCAGAAAACGAGAAGGGCAGGAAAGUACUUUUAUGGGGUUGCUUACAGCCGCUCGCAAAGGAAGGAGGAGGAAGUACAUUAGCAAAUCAACCUUAAUCGCGCCGUCGCUCUGCAAGCGGGGGAUCAAACCCCAGGCACGGGAUUCCCAGAGGACUAUAAGAGCUUCGUUUCAGCCAGUCUCCUAAGUGUGUCCCCCUCAAAAAAACCUAACAAAACCACCCCCCUCCUGAUCCAAAAUGUCACUCAAGCUGCCCCGGAACUGGGAUUUCAACCUGAAAAUGGAUGCUGCAAAAAUAGACAAUUACUCCCACGCAGGAAAAAGGAAGCAUACCCUGACAGAUACUGCAGCCGCUUCCGCUACAGCCUCUCCAGCCUGCCCAGCGCGCUCUGCGCAGGCAGAGGGGCAGAGCACGGCUCCCGCCGCCUCCUUCCCGCUAGCGCUCGCUUUAGCCCGGCACGGCUGCGGCGGCGGCGGCCCUUCCCUGCCCGCCGCUGCCCGCGUCCCUCUGCCAGCCGGUCCCUCUCUUCCUCUCGCCAGCCCGCUCCAAGAGCGUGAUGACGGGCGAGAUGGUGCCCGCCGGCGCCCGCCCGGCCUCCCCCAACCCGCUCGAGCGGCCCCUGAAGAUCGGCUGGCUCAAGAAGCAGCGCUCCAUCGUCAAGAACUGGCAGCAGCGCUACUUCGUGCUCCGGGGCCAGCAGCUCUACUACUACAAGGACGAGGACGACGCCAAGCCGCAGGGCUGCCUGUCGCUGCAGGGAAGCACCAUCAGGGAGGUGGCCGGCAACCCCGAGGAAGGAGGGAAGUUCAUCUUCGAAAUCAUCCCAGGGGUCUCUGGAGACCAGAAUCGGGCGGGACAGGACUCCUGCGUGCUCAUGGCGAACUCCCAGGCUGAGAUGGAGGAGUGGGUUAAAUCCAUCCGCAGAGUGCUGGGCUCGGCCUCAGGAGCGGUGUUUGGUCGGCGCUUGGUAGAGACCAUGGCCUACGAGCAGAAAUUUGGGCAGCACCAGGUCCCCAUCCUGGUGGAGAAGUGCGCGGAGUUCAUCCAGGAGCACGGCAUGAGCGAGGAGGGCAUCUUCCGCCUCCCCGGCCAGGACAACCUGGUGAAACGGCUCCAGGACGCGUUUGAUGCUGGAGAAAGGCCAUCAUUUGACCGCGAUACGGACGUGCACACUGUGGCCUCCUUGUUUAAGCUCUACCUGCGGGAGCUCCCCGAGCCCGUCGUGCCCUGGAUGCAGUACGACGAUUUCCUGCUAUGCGGCCAAGUGCUGGAUGCGGAUGAGAGCAAGGGUCACCAGGAACUACUGAAGCAACUGUCCCUUCUUCCCCGAGACAACUACAACCUCCUCAGCUACAUCUGCAGGUUUCUACACAAAAUACAGCUGAACUCUAGUGUCAACAAGAUGAGCGUGGAUAACCUGGCCACGGUGAUCGGAGUGAAUCUCAUCAGGCCAAAGAUAGGGGAUCCUGCAAUUAUUAUGAGAGGUACACCACAGAUCCAGAAAGUGAUGACCGUGAUGAUAAGGCACCACGCAGACCUCUUUCCCGCAUCCAAAGAUGUGCCGCCAUCUCCCCCCACCCAAAAAAAUAAUGACUUCAAGAAAGCCCCCGUGCCACGCAGCUCCGUGGGCUGGGAUGCUGCAGAAGACCCCGCGGUGUCCAGGACAGACAGCUUGAUCCGAAGGCAAACAAGAGACGACCCAAGUGCCAGCAGUGCCACUGGACCAGCUGCGAGUUCAAGUGUGCCCGGAGAAGAUAAUGAUGUGAAACAAUUCAAAGAUACUGUGGGAAUGUGGAAAAUGCAGUCUAGGAAAAGAACUCAGACUCUACCUAACAGGAAAUCUUUCCUGACAGCUGCUUCUCAGGGGGAGAAAGGCAGCAAUGACAAAAGCGACAUAUUUGCCAGUGACUUUUGGAAAUCCUCCCCAGGAACCAGCAUGCCUUCUGGGCUCCCUGAUGGACAUAAAAGAACACUGUCUCAUGAUCUUUUUAAGCUGCUUGACCUUCACCGGGCUUCAACUUAUGAUAACGUACCUACCUCUCAGGCGGAAAGGAGGGAAGGCAGCUGCUCCAGCCCCGGCACAGCGAGCAUCAGCUCCGACAAGCAAUUCCUGCCGAGCCCCAGCCCCAGCCAUCAGCCAAAGGAAAUGGCCAGCCCUGCCAGCAGCCCGGCUGAGGUUUGUGAUUCUGGUCAGGAGAGCAAGGAGUUCCUGCACAGCAUGAUCCUGAAGCUGGAAAAAGAAAUGGAGGCACAGAAAAAUAACUACGAAGAGCAAAUUAAAAGCCUUGAGAAGGAAAACUUCGAAGUCUGGGCCAAAGUGGUGAGGCUGAACCACGACAUUGAGAGGGAGAAGAAGAAGUCGGAGGAACUGGAACAAAAGCUGAUGAACGUGGAGCGCUUGCGGGAAGACAUGGAGAAGCAAAACAAAAUGCUUGAGGAGGAGAUAAAGAACUUUGCCCAAUCCAGGAGCAAAGCCGAUGCCAAAAACAACUAGGAGAAGACACCUGGAUGUGCACAGACAUAAAAUGCAGGUGCAUGGUUUAGCAUUCAAAGGAACUGCCCAGCAGGAUCAGAGCCAGGGACUCGUAUAGGCCAGUGUCCUGUUACAGACCGCGGGCUGGUUCGGAGGAAGGAGCCCAGAAGUUAGAGGUUUACACUCUGAAACAGAAAAUUUCAAAACUGUUCUUUAGCUUUAUUUUACUUUUUAAAUCCUCCUCUGGCUGCUCAAGUUACCUGUAGAACAGGCCAAUACUUCUUGCUGCUCAACCAGAAUGUCUUCUAGUAGGAGUUCAGGUUAAAUAUAUAUUAUACUUAACGGGAAUAAACGAGCAAGUGGCCUUCCUGUCAUUCAGCUGUCUCCUUGCUGAAGAUAUCAUAGUGCUUUGAGUGGAACAAAAAGAUCAUAAAUCCUGGAAGCAGGGAGGCAGAAAAGCCCCCCGGUCUGAGGUGGCACAGCCUGUCACUCGGUGUGCCUGGACGCUGUGCUGCGAGGCACCCUCUGCAACCAGGUCGAGAUGUUCGGAUUAACGCACAUGCUUCAUUAUUGCUCUUAAAGAGUGAGAGAAGACCAGGCAGGCUUUCUGAUCCACCAAGAAGAGGUCUGAUGCAAGGUCACUCGCUAUGAUGUGUUGUGCUAGAUUCAUCGAUACUAAGGCUCCAGGUACAAAUGGUCUGACCAGACUGAUAAACCGUAAAAGCCUGUUUAGUUAAAUUGCUGUUCAGGUGUUUUAGAGCACUGUUUCUUAUAGCCCUGUGUUAUAUAUAGCUGGCACAGCUGCUGCUGAAGCCUUGGAGCACUGCUUCCAAGCAUUUAUACAUGGAGCUCUUCAUACAAAGCAAGUCCUUCAGAAACUUUACUCGUUACAGAAAAUGCGACUUCUACCAGUUUCCCUGGGAGACAGUUUUCACAGAAUAACAGAUCUGAACUUAUUUACCGCCUUCACUUUUGUUUUUCAUGAUUUCGUCAGUGUAGGUUAGGAUUCCCUUGGUCACCUCAGUGGAUACCUGGAUUUGCACCCCGGCUGUGAUGCUGGGACUCUCCCCAUCAGGCGUAAGGACUAACUGGACUCCAAGGCCUUGUGCUACCACUUUGGCUGUUUAUAAAUGCGUCGCUUUGGCUGCUUGUUCUCCCACCAUCUGUAGCGAGCUGGCCUUCACCAGCAGCAACGCUGCUGGAAGCGUUCAGCGUAGGAAACAAGCAGGAGUUUGCAAGAAAACCUUUCACUCGUCACGUAUGUUAGAAGGGUGAGCCGCAAAACACAGCCUCAUCCCAGCCUGAAGCCUUCAUGGGAACAGAAGGAGAAAAACACAGACGUGAAGGAGUUUUGAACCACGAUUGCCUUGGACCAGAUGCACGGCUCUGUGGCUCCAGCCCAGCCAGGCAAGCAUGGUGGCAUUAGUGCAACGACACUGGAUUACUGUUACUGAGGACUUGGCUUUGGCAAUUCGAAAGUUCAGUUCAAGGCAGGUUGCAGGCUCUCUUGGCAGACACUGCCAAGGAAAGGCCUGGAGAGAAAAACCGACAUAGAGGAAACUACGUGAAAAGUGGGGAGAUGAGACGGGGAAACUGUUAAUAUGGAAUAAAAGUCAGUAUUGUCUAUAUAGCA
Molecule: messenger RNA, 6779 nt
Organism: Dromaius novaehollandiae (emu)
Lineage: Eukaryota; Metazoa; Chordata; Aves; Casuariiformes; Dromaiidae
Gene: ARHGAP25
Product: Rho GTPase activating protein 25
Exons: 12
Coding region: 3230-5167 (645 amino acids)
Biological process (GO): actin filament organization; signal transduction; phagocytosis, engulfment
Cellular component (GO): phagocytic cup
Molecular function (GO): GTPase activator activity
Source: RefSeq, a predicted model, not a curated record